Messenger RNA from Racocetra fulgida, 253 nucleotides. Lineage: Eukaryota; Fungi; Glomeromycota; Glomeromycetes; Diversisporales; Gigasporaceae. The record is from the annotation of a GenBank genome assembly.
UUCUACAGAUAAUAUAGAUUUAGAAAAUGCUAGCAUUAAUAUUUUUUUUGAAAAAUUUGAUGGAGAUGAGAUUUUACAAAUUGAUGUUAAAUUACCAGAUUUUGAUACAAAUAAUAAUGAUUUGGUAAUGGAAGAGUUUUUUGAUUUUAAAACCCUUGAAGAACAGAAUAUGAUUGAAAAAGAUUUCCAUUCUCAACAAAAUAUCAAUGUCAAUCAAGAUUGGUCAAUUGAUGAUAUUUUCCAAUUUUGUUAA